Seminavis robusta is the source of this 2238-nucleotide messenger RNA. The record is from the annotation of a GenBank genome assembly. Lineage: Eukaryota; Bacillariophyta; Bacillariophyceae; Naviculales; Naviculaceae.
AUGAUGCACCUCCACAACGGGGCGCGCCUCGUUGCGGCGAUAUGGCUGGUGUUCACUCUGUUCCUACCUGACGGAGUGUACGGAGGAGUCAAAAGCUUUGAGCCAAAACAACACGGUCAAUCAGCCAAGCAGCGAAGACGGUUGCGGAAUCACCAGGAAGUGGUACAACUACCUCAAAGGCGCGAUCGACGACAUUCUUCGCGCACAAACUCGUACAAGCACGAUCCUGAACACUACCCGAAAUAUCUGUCCGGAUUCUAUGGGUACAAUGACCAUGAGCAUGAAGACAGUUCUACUGAUGAGGAUGAAUAUGCGACGCACUUUCCCACCUAUUCGGUCACCUCUCUCCCAGCCCAGGAAGAAGAACAUCACCGAGACUACUAUUAUGGCGAGGAAUAUUAUGCUGCACACCAAGGCGAUGAUUACUACCAAUACAAUUCCAAGAGCCAGCGCCAUCAGCAUCAUACCGACGAAUACCUUGACUAUUACCACAAUUAUUACGACGAACACCAUCCCCACGAUGCAGAGACUGAACAUGCAGAGUACCAUCCAGAAACAGAAGAAUCGAUUGUGUACACUUACACUGGUGAAAAUGGCAAGCACAAGAAGGGUGGAAAGAAGUCAGGAGCCAGAAAGCACGGCGGAUACUCCAAGAGUCACCACAAGUCAAAAGGAAGGAAAAGCACAUAUUACGACCAGUAUGCUGUGGAGGAGGAAAUCUUGCAUGGAGACAUACACAAAGAAACGAUUCACGAAGCAGAAGAGGCUCCUGAAUAUGAUAAUGAGUACGAACAGGUGCAUCACGAGAUCCAUCAGGGACUCCUGGGACCCAUUCCUGAUACUGUCCACGAACAGCUUCACGGCUUAAUUCUCGAAGAAGCCGGGGAAACCCAGGUGCCGGUCAGCGACGAUGAACAUCAUCACUAUCCGUAUUCCACCGGAGGCAGUGGGGGGCCCAAAGGGUAUCACUAUCACAGCGAGGAGUCAUCAUCCUGCAGCAAAGGGAAAACAGGCGGCAAUCUUCGUAUGGGCAACAGGAAGCGAAAAAGGGGCCAGCACAACUACUAUGAAGUCGUUGAAGCAGAUAGCGACAUUGGGUGCGCUUCCAAAUCCAAGCGGAGCAAGGGGAAGUAUACGACAAACAGGAGGUCCUCGAAGGGGUCAAAAGCAAAGGUAUAUUAUGGUUAUGGUAUGAAGUACAAAUCAUCUACAUCAAGGAGUGAGAUGGGGAACGAAACAGAACCUACCAGUAUUCCAUUCGGAGAAAUGACUCCCGUCCCUUCCGCUGCAGGAGACUUCCAACCGGUAAUGCGACCUGAUUCAGGCGACGAGGCUCCCGCAUCGACUGAUACUGAUUCUGGUGAUGGUAUGGCCCCCGUUGCAGAUCCUGGUGUUCCUGGUCCCGAUGACGGGAUGGCCCCUGUUGCUGGUCCUGAUGAUGAGAUGGCCCCGGUUGCCGCCCCUGAUGAUGUGAUGGCUCCUGUUGCCGCACCUGCUGAGGAUGUCGUAACUGAUGAGCCGACGGUAACCCCGAUGGAAAACGGAACGGAUGAAGAAGUCGGCGCUAGGCAGCACACAAUCGCACAGAUUAGAGUUGAAUAUCUCCCAUUUGGAAUUCUUUAUGACAUUCCCCGCGACGGAACACCUACCAAAGAACACUUUGAAGAUGCCGCAGACGUCACCGAGCAGUGCAUUGACAACUACUUCAGACGAAAAUACGGCCCCGAGUCCACAAGCAUAUACCUGUUUGGAGAAAUUGAUCAGGGACCCCAAACAGGCAUCAGCCCCAGCAGCGGGGCCUUCAGUGACUAUGGAGGCUCUGCGACCUUCUUGGGCACCGCAGUGAUCCCCAAGCCGGAGUCCCUUGAUGUGUCCAUCGGAGAAGCGCUUUCUGGAUAUGAAUUGGUUUCCUGCAUACGCUUGUUUCGAGGCUUGCCACCCGAAAAUGUGUUCUCUGAAGUAAAGAGCGUUAGGAAGGUCGAGUCGUCAACAACACGGGCGUCUCCGGCGAGACAGAGUGCUGGACGUUCUGGUUCGAGAUUUACCAUCCAACGAGGCAUCUACAUGAUUGCCGCGUUUGGAAUGCUUGGAUUACUUCUAGCUGUGGGUGUCAGAAUGUGGUUGGGGUCCAGACGGAAACUGGCGGCAGUCAAAUCCGGGGUUUACUUUGGAGGCGACGACAUACUGUUGGGGGACAGCCACAAUGCCUAUUUGGAAGAAGAAGAAGAAGAGCGGUGA